AUGAAGUUCACCACUUUCACUUCCCUCCUCCUCCUCGCCGGUGCCGCCGUGGCUCUUCCUCAGGACAACAACAACAACGACAACAAUGCCAUCGACAACGCCAUCUCUGAUGUGAGCGGUGUCGCUUCUACCGCCGGCUCCGCCGUCGCAGGUGCUGUCACCUCCGCCGUUGGCGCUGCUUCUACCGGUGUCGCCGGCGCCGUCAGCGACGCUUCCACUGCCGCCGCCGCUGCUUCCACCGGUGCUGCCGGUAUCAUCAGCUCUGCUUCCACCGCCGCCACUGGUGCCGCCGGCUCUGCCUCCUCCGCUGCGUCCAGCCUCGCCAGCAAGGCUUCCACCUACGUGAGCCAGAUCACCACCACCGACGCCAACGGCCAGACCACCACCAUGAGCUCCACCAUGACCAGCACUCCCUCCAUGACCGCCUCCGGUACUUCCACCACCGGCUCCGGUGCUGCUACCGGUCGCCCUGAUGCCAUGAACGCCGCCGUUGUCGGUGUUGCUGGUGUGCUCGGCUUCAUGGCUGCUCUGUAA
Messenger RNA from Penicillium oxalicum, 534 nucleotides. Its product is annotated as putative GPI anchored protein. Lineage: Eukaryota; Fungi; Ascomycota; Eurotiomycetes; Eurotiales; Aspergillaceae. Bases 1 to 534 code for a protein of 177 amino acids. The record is from RefSeq and is a predicted model, not a curated record. The transcript has a single exon.